Messenger RNA from Octopus bimaculoides (California two-spot octopus), 1527 nucleotides. RefSeq lists its product as uncharacterized. NCBI's taxonomy places the organism in Eukaryota, Metazoa, Mollusca, Cephalopoda, Octopoda, Octopodidae. The record is from RefSeq and is a predicted model, not a curated record.
UCUACUUAUUUAAAAUCAUUUUCUCUUUCAACCACUUCUCUUAUCAGGCUUCUCGUUGUUCAUAUUAAACUUUACUAUCGUGAUAUUGUACACUGAGAGACGCUUGCGCAGCCCGGUCAGUUUUAUUGUUUUGUAUCGUCUGGUCGACUCACUGACUACCAACUAUCAGACAAGGCUUAGCUGUUUUAUUUUGGUUAAUCCAUUCUCGUACAGCCUGAAAUUCAAGUAGAACUUAAAGAUUCUGAGAAAAUAUAAAUGAUGCAAGGUAAACGUACAGUACCAAAACUUUGGGACAUCAAAUGGUUCACAGUUCUCAUUUUAUCAUUUUGUCUUUCCAAUGUAAAAUGUCAGAACACAAGCGUCUCUGUCCCCACAACAUCAUCAGUGACCACAGAUAGUGUCAAUACUAUUAUAUCUACUUCAUUCUCCUCCAUAACCAAUGGACAAACCACAAAUACAGUGGCUUCAACAAAUUCAGUUACAUCACCUUCCUCUAUUCUUGGCUCAACAUCAGAAAUUACUACUCCUUCUACUAUUACUAUUACUUCUUCUCUUUCUUCUCUUUUUUUUUCUUCUUCUUCAUCUUCUUCUUCUUCUUCUUCUUCUUCUUCUUCUUCUCUCUCUCCUUCUCCUUCUUCUUCUCCUUCUUCAUCUUUUUCUCCUCCCUCUUCUACUUCUCUUUCUCCUUCCACCUCUUCUCUUUCUAACUCUCUUCCUUCUUCCACUUCUCUAACUUCCUCUCUCUCUCCUUCUUCUGCUUCAACGUUGUCCCCUACACUGCAGUCUUCUACAUCAGACAUUGAAUUUGGAACAACUACUUCGAGUUCAUCAUCUCCAGAUACAACAAGUAUAAAUUCCACCCCUACCAUGCAGAACACAUCUCAAGGAAGCACCAAUGUAACUCAGAGCUUUAUUUCGACUCCAUUCAUUUCCUCGACUCCUAUCUCAGCAGACAAAAGUACCAUCACUACCAACACAACAUCAACUGUAGUUGAAUCGCAAAGUGUUACUUUCAAUACAACAGCAAACGUAACGGAACCACCAGCGAUAACAAAGGGGAAUACAGUACAAGCUAUUACUACAAAGGGACCAGCAGUAAGCACAAGCGCACCAGUAACAAUGGCGCCAGUUAUCACCAAAUAUGAGCUCCCGUUUCAGAUGUCAUUCAACGCAACAUUCAAUACAACAUUACUCGAUCACAACUCUCUUCUUUACAGAACGUUGGCGCAAAAUAUUACUGGAGAGUUAACUGAAGUGUAUAAAGAUACACCAGGUUUCAUUUCAGUAUUAGUUACCGGAUUUAAGAGAGGUUCCACCCUCGUUGACUACGACCUUGUAGUACAUGGCUAUGUUGAUCAAGACAAGAUGAUUGACUUUAUUAAUUCGACGGGUUUGAACAAUAUGAAAACUGUUUCUACUCCUUUAGGAAAUCCAUCCAAUGUAGAGGAAGACAUGCUGAACAACAUUCAGCUAGGUAAGGAUUUGUCUGUAACAAGACAUAAAUUCCGGUAAAUUUUUACAUUAAGU